AGUAGAUAACUUAAAAAAAUGUUAUUGUCGUUAUAAGUUCUUAAAAGAACUUUUAUGUUAUUGGCGAUUUUAGUUGACAUCUCGAGCAGUAUUCGACUUGAGUACGUGUUGUAUUUACAUCGUAUAUUGUAUUAUAUAUAGUAUAUAAAAUAUAAUUUGCACUUGAAUAUUUUGAUCCGAUACUUUUUCUAUACUUUUACUUAAAUUUUAGCUGCGCUCGAGAUAAAUUAAACAACGCUAGUAUGAAAUUAUUAGCCGCAUAAACUCAAGAAUGUAUUGCGUUACAGGAAUCACAUGAAAAAAAUGAAUAGGUUCCUGCUGGAUUUGCAGAAUCUUGAUUGGCAGAUUCAGGACAAUGAAACCCCGUUGCGCGGUGAUUAUCCGAGAUUCCGCAGAACCGAGCUGCUGACCGACGGCGCAAAAUCGGUUAUUCCACGGAAAUGGCUUCUGUCGUCUACCCCGCACGAAGCUAUCAGCGAGGGUCCCGAGAAACGUGACGCGCAGAAAUUUCAGUAUUCUAACUGCAUAAAAAUCAAAGCGUGUCCGUUGAUAUCGAAACAGAUCUAUUCGGGAGAUAGAUUCUUACCGUGCCGACGCGGCUAUAGUUUCGAGAUGGCUCGUUAUCUAUUAAAAAAGGACGACACGACAGAUGAGGAGGAGGAUACGCAUGUAAUAGACGUUUGUGAACAGGUUGAUUCGCUGGAUGUUACAUACCGACGUAAAGCUUUGCGUGCUAUAAUGAUGGAGCGAGCUAUAAUGCCAGAAUUAAAUCAAGACAAGAUUUUACGCUUUAGCGGCUCGAUAGUGCGGCCUCGGGAUCCGCCGCGUCCGGAAUACGAGACGAAGGGAAGCUGGAAGUGCGCGCCGCGCAAGUGGACCCUGAUAGGAAGCGCGGAAAAGAUGUUGUCCAUGCCCGAUCAAUUCCCUUUGCGUAGUGAUAAUAUCAGGGUGGUCGACUGGAGCUGCAACGACAUGUUCGCCGUGACCGAUUGCAAUCAUCUAAAUAUAUUUGAUAAAAACGGCGAAAAGUUGUCAUCGUACAAAACCAACUUCAAUAAAAUUAUCAACGUUAAAUGGAGCAGCGACGGCAAUAAAUUGAUAAUGGCCGUCUCCACUUCUGUUGGAUUUGUUAGAAACGUCUCGAUGCUCAUGCUAUAUGAUUUGAAGAAAAAGAAGAUCUUGUGGAACGUCGAUUGCAGUUGUAUAUUGGAUUUAACCCGUAAAGAAGGCUGCAUUAUACGUUGCAUCUGCUGGUCAGCUCACGAUCGUCAGAUUGUCACCGGAUGUGCCGGCAAAAUAUCGAUAUACGAGCCCAACACGGGCAAGUUGCUGCAUUCCACUUACGAGCAUACGUCUGACAUCCUAACUCUGAGUUUUUCGCCGAAUUUCAAACACCUCAUUUCGACCGGGCAGGACAAAAUCGCUCGAAUGUUCACCUGGCCGGAAUUGACUCCUUGUUUCGAUAUUAAAUUCUUUAAACCCGUAAAGGCGAUCGCCUGGCAUCCGAAAGUGCCCGGCUUGGUUUGCAUAGGUGGAAAUAAGAGCGGAUCGUUGUCAUUAUGGAACGUCAACAAGUGCGCGAUGACAGCUUAUGUGAGUACCAAGUUCAACGGUCGCGUGGAAAAUCUCGUUUGGAAUAAGUUAAGCGGCGAGUUGGUCGUACAUUGGACUUACAUGGAGGGAGACAACCGAUACGCCAUCGUCGCGGUGCUUGCCAGUUUGAAUCGGAUCGUCGACGUGCUGCCACUGGGUAAAGAAACGCAGCUCUCCUUUUUGAAGUUCAACGCCGCGCACGAACAGCUGAUAACGUUUUGCAGCAGUAACGUCUGCUCGAUAUGGAAUUUUUUUGGCAACGACAAAUCAUUCAAAGGACAUAGGUUUACACGGCGGAAGCAAGGAGUCAUGAUCCACAAUCCGAUUCGAUAAUUACUUUUAUUUAUAAUUUAUUCUAAACAUUUUACGAUAAAAUCAUGUAAUCAUAUGACUUUAACAAACGCAUUUAAUUCUUACUCACAAAGAAAUAAUACGAUUAUGAAUCGGAAGAAACGUUAUAAAUUUUACGACGUAUUGGUGUUACACAGGCGAAAUGCACAGGGCAUAUUAAAAUGUACCUAUAUCAGUGAAAAUUUAUAUAAUGCAGUGAGAUCAAAUAUGCCAGGCGUAAAAUUACAAACAAGUAUCGUAGGUCGUAAAAGAGCUUGUUCCGAAGUGACCAUUGCAGCUGCAAUUAACACGACGCGCAGCGCAGAUAAUUGCAGUUCGGUAAAUCUAAUGGCGCUAAGAACCCAUUCGGAAGCGUUAAUUUAGCGACGAUCGUAAAACGUAAUUUCGCACCGCGCCGUGAACAGUCGACUUAUCUUGCAAUAGAUCGGCAACAGCUCGCUGUGCAAGGAAGGUCCCACGUUGACACGCGAUAUGUCGCUCGGAGGAGGACUGCGCUUAGAUACAACCCAGUCACAGUCAGCUUUUCGGAUUCCAUCGAGUCAUUAUGCUUGAUAAAACGUAUACAACGCGAUUUAGCGCGUAAUUAAAUAAAGAUCGGAAGAAAGGAACGUGUAUUUAUAAGCGAAAGAAAUCGCGGAUGCUGGUCAUUCGUCAAUAAUGGGUUUAUUUUUAUUUUUGUAUGCAAACUUGCAUGAAUAUUUUAUCGUUUAUAGCAUUGUAUAUGCAAUGUUUUA
Temnothorax curvispinosus is the source of this 2678-nucleotide messenger RNA. Its product is annotated as protein cortex-like. Gene Ontology annotation, biological process: anaphase-promoting complex-dependent catabolic process; positive regulation of ubiquitin protein ligase activity; positive regulation of anaphase-promoting complex-dependent catabolic process. Gene Ontology annotation, molecular function: ubiquitin ligase activator activity; anaphase-promoting complex binding; protein binding. The record is from RefSeq and is a predicted model, not a curated record. The transcript is spliced from 9 exons. NCBI's taxonomy places the organism in Eukaryota, Metazoa, Arthropoda, Insecta, Hymenoptera, Formicidae. Gene Ontology annotation, cellular component: anaphase-promoting complex. The coding region runs from base 295 to 1926 and encodes 543 amino acids.